This is a messenger RNA of Notolabrus celidotus (New Zealand spotty), 1992 nucleotides long. It is a transcript of the gene ankdd1b, whose product is annotated as ankyrin repeat and death domain containing 1B. The record is from RefSeq and is a predicted model, not a curated record. The transcript has 15 exons. Lineage: Eukaryota; Metazoa; Chordata; Actinopteri; Labriformes; Labridae. Gene Ontology annotation, biological process: signal transduction. Bases 220 to 1881 code for a protein of 553 amino acids. Gene Ontology annotation, molecular function: protein binding.
GCCCUACGGCAGAGAAAAAUAGGAGCACUCUUCCACUUCAAGACUGCUGUUCAUCAUGUGAAGACAGGAACUACACAAAACUGGGAAGGCAGUUCAUUUUAGCCUUUGUGAUCUAUUUUCUCAGUUUUUUUCUGGGUUUGCUGGACUGUACACUGGACUGUUUAUUGAAUUACACCAAGUCCAACUUUUUGACAACAAGAUACCUUAAAGGGCUUCCAAAUGGAGAGAAAAACGUCAACUUUAAGGUCUGUGAUUGAGAAACAUCGUCCAAAGAAGGAGGAUUUGGACCCCCGAAAUUGGAUGAAACAGGAUGCUGUGAAGGGGUUUACUGAUUUCAUGAUGAACAAGAACUCGGACGACGAUACAGACGACAGCUUUGACACCAAAGAGAUGUUGCUUCAGGCAGAGAAGCAGUUUAUGGAAGCAGCCAAGAGAAAUGAUGUGGAGACCAUGAAGACUCUGGGAAAAGGCCUGAAUGCCAAUGCGAAGAAUGUGAAUGACAGGACUGCCCUUCACUAUGCAGUGGCUGGCAGAAAUACAGAAGCUGUGCAGCUUCUUUUACAGCGCAGAGUCAAGGUGGACCAAAAGGACAAGUAUGGUGUGGCAGCCAUUCAUCUGGCUGCCUGGUUUGGCAGUUUGGAGAUCAUGAAAUUAUUAGUCAAGGCAGGGGCUGAGCAGAAGGUUGAGAAUGAGGAAGGUCUGAACAUCUUGCACUGUGCUGCUACCAACAACCACACAGAAAUUGUAGAGUACAUUGUUAAUGAUCUGCAGAUGCGAGAACUAGAUAAAGAUGACCAGUCAGAACACCGGGCCUUUGCAUUGGCGGCAAAGCAUGGUUGUGUUGAAAUGUUGGAACUGUUAAUGGAUCCAUACGAUAUGGCCACAAUGAAGCCCAACAAGAGCGGAGACACGCCCCUGCACUUAGCUGCCAGGAACGGCCACUUGGAUGUCAUCCAACUACUGCUGCAGAGCUUUGAUACUCGGGAUGAUGUCAAUAUGGAUGGCGAGACAGCUCUGUAUCAGGCUGCCGAUAAUGGUCAUGAAGGAUGUGUCCAUGUCCUGCUGGAUGCUGGCUGUGAUCCCAACAUCCUUACAACGGCCAAAUGCAGUGCCCUCCAUCCAGUUUCAGAAAGAGGGGACACCUCUCUUGUACAACUUCUGCUAGAGUACAAAGCCCAUACAGACUUCAAGGAUCAGCACCAGGAGGCACCUCUCCACCUGGCAGUUAAGCACAGUCACAUCCCCAUCAUCCAUUCUCUGCUGGAUGCGGGCUGCGACAUUAAUGUUACAGAUAAGAGGUCCCAGACUGCACUGCAUAUUGCUGCAGAGCUUGCCAGAAUAGAAGUGGUGGAAAUGCUUCUUAAGGCGGGGCUGGAUCUAACACUCAAGGACAGGCAGAGUAAGACAGCUCUGGGUGUAGCAGUCAGAGCAGACGAGGUGAUCAUUGUGGACAUGAUCAUCAAAGCAGAAAGAUACCACGCCUGGAGGAAGGCCAACCCUGAGCUUAAUGAGAGUGUUCACAGCGAGUAUCCGUUAACUUUUAAACUCGACCACCGCUCUGAGACCAAGCAGCUCCGAAUGAUGGCAUGGCGUCUGGCGUAUGAGCUUCUGAAACCAGGAGACUGGAAGCGGCUGGCAGAGCACUGGGGCUUCACUAAGGAGCAAGUGUUGGCCAUCGAGCAGCAGUGGACAGGACAUCACAGCUACCACGAGCACGGGAACAGGAUGAUGCUGAUCUGGCUCCACAGGGAGGAGUUGAAUCAGGAGAGCGCUGCCAAAGAACUGUACCAGGGCCUCAUCCACAUAGGAAACAGGAAAGCAGCAAAUAAGAUUCGCAUGGAGGCAGAAAGUACCAGCGGCAAGGGCUGCAGCAUUUCAUGAGACUAAAACACCAUAUGGACUCAUAAGAUUUGACCCUAUGCUAAUAUAUUGUUCAUCAACAACUGAAAUAUACAAAAGUCAACAUAAAAAUAAUUUAUUUCAAAAUUCAAA